GUCAUAGCCAAAACGUCUUGUGUUGGAAAAAAAUAUUGUGGAAGGGUAGCAAUACGAGUCUUGUGUCGAGAAAAAAAAAAAAAGAUAGAGAAGUAGUGGUAGCGGUGGCGUUCUUGCAGCGUCUCCGAACCCCAAAAGAUUAAGAUAGAGGUAUAAUAGUUAGUAUAUCUGUUGAUUGGCGGGAAGAGCAUUAAGAGAAGCAAAUAAGACGCUGAAGUAUUUCUUUUGGCCAGAAAUGGAUUGAAGUAAGUAUUAAUACGCCUAAUCUCUUGGGUAACAUCAUCAUCUACAUGCCUUUCGGUGGUCAACCAAGAGAAAUGUGGAGGACUGACUGGACAAACAACUAUCACGCACUACGCAUAGAUUGUGAAUGUUGAGUGAUGGCCCAGACUCCAAAGAGGUAUAGACUAGCAGCUUAAGACUCGUCGGGGCUGCACUAUCCUUACUACACCCACUCAUAAACAUGACCAAUUAUGCCAUGGAAAUGGGCGCUGUCGCAAUACAUUUCUGCUAAGAAAAUAACCAAAGUUGAAUGGUAUGAGAGGAUUGAGGAUAUCAAUAGUACCGAGAAGGACAUUGUAAUUGAGCUUCAACAUCAAAGGUUCAAGACGUACGUGGAUAACAAAGCCUCACCAUUUAUUGUGAAGAACAAACCCUCUUCAACAUACACAUCUUCUCAUCCUCCUAGUAAACGACUCCGCGAAGACUUUGCAGAAGGCAGCGAGUCAUCCUGGGAGCUUUUGUCCCAAGGCGAUAUCGUUGAUAUACUGCAGGAGAUGAGACCCCAUCAAUAUAUGGGCGAAUUGUUAGGUGUUAAACAAGAGCAUAUAUUCUCCUGUGAGAUGGAAGAUUUGGACAUAGGAGCGCUCUUCACCCAGUAUUUCCGAACAUGCUGCCUCGAGUCAUUUAAGCGUUCAUACCCUGAAGAUGCACUUGCGCUAUCAGCAACCCUACUGAUAAAGAAGGACUUUCGUUCACCUCGACUUCUCAAAGCAUUUGGCAGCCAACGAUUGACAUCACUGAGAGACACACUGCUUAAGACAGUAGUUCCCGUCCUGAAUGCUGCUUUAUUAGAAAAGCAGCAGGCACUUGUGUCAAAAUGGGUUGGAUGGGUCGGUCUUGUUUCCGAAAACAGAGAUGAGAACUUGGUCAAGCGAAUGGAUGUCUUAGAUCGACUGCAUAGUGAUUGGAAUGAGGCUAAAGACCUUGAUCUUACUGCAAUUUUCAUAUACAUCAUGACAAGUAUUCAAGGACUGUUUGCAUCACAAGCAUUGGACUUUCUAGAGGCCGAUGGCAUUGCGUCCUUCGUCCGAAAUCUGCUCGUGGCAUUCCUACAUGAAGUGGACUUGGUUCGAUUUUCAUGCGCGGACAAAGCCUCAAUAGCCUCACGUUACAACAAGGCAAUCAACCACCUACAGGGUCGAUCAAAGCUGCCCGACAUGGUAGGAGCCUUGACUUAUGAAGGGGUUAAGAUUGAAACUUUUUUUGGUGAGGCAAGUAGUGUUGCUGCAAAAGACCCAUCCAAAUAUGGCGGCGAUACUGUAAGAUUAGGAGUUUUUGGCAAGAAUGCCCAUGAUAUGAUUGACAACCUUGUGGAUCUCGAGGUGCCACUGCUUCUCUUCAACAUCAAUGGACUUUUGUUGCAAGCAUUUGUAAUGAAGAAAGCCCAGGGCAUAUAUAUGAUGACGGAGAUCGGAACGGGACGAGUCCCUUGCUCUGUUAACGAUCUGAUAUACCUCUCGCAGGAUCUACCGUUUUGGUUGAAGAUCAGAGAGAUUGCUAGGAGGACAUCAGCGUCUAUUGUACAAGCAGUGGAUGAUGGCAAAGUUGACCAUCACCGCAGGAAAUCUUUUUACCCUGCUCUUACCACUCCAUCGGCGAAGAGUGCACUAAAAUCUGCG
Molecule: messenger RNA, 1901 nt
Organism: Lobosporangium transversale
Lineage: Eukaryota; Fungi; Mortierellomycota; Mortierellomycetes; Mortierellales; Mortierellaceae
Exons: 4
Source: RefSeq, a predicted model, not a curated record